Messenger RNA from Eupeodes corollae, 4033 nucleotides. RefSeq lists its product as uncharacterized. Lineage: Eukaryota; Metazoa; Arthropoda; Insecta; Diptera; Syrphidae. The transcript has 2 exons. The record is from RefSeq and is a predicted model, not a curated record. The coding region runs from base 938 to 1945 and encodes 335 amino acids.
UCAAAGUAGUGAUUAACUCUUAGCGAAAUCGCAAUGUCCAUCCAAUUUUGUUUACUAAAAAUUAUUGUAACAGGGUGAGUGAAAAAACCGACUAGUGCACAUGUUUUUCAAUAUUUAGUAAAAACAACCGUUAAUCGAUAACCGUUACAGAAUUGUUAACAAAUUCGGUUAGGUCAUCACUUGACUUUUCACCAUAUUCAAUGUGCACCUUUACGAUACCGCACACCCUGUCAACUUAUGCUAAAAUAUUAUGUAUCAUAUUAUUAUUUAUGAAGUAUGCCGUAUCUAGCAUGCUUCUUGAUAUAAUUAUAAAUCAUUUUUACGACUAGAAUAUACUAAUUCAAAAAAUUUGCCUAAAAAACGCAAGAAAAUGUGCAGUUUUUCAAAAAAAGAACGUUAAAAAUGUAUUCUGUAUCACAUUACUUAUAUGAUAUGUGUUUUAGAAAACUUAGUUUAUGCAUAAUCUAUUCUUAGUUGUUCUAGGGACUUUUUAUAGCCUAUACCAAAGCAGUAAUAAACCAGACAUAUCCUGAUUUAAAUGUUAUAUACAUACAUACGUACCUAUAAAAAUACCUAAAGAGACACAUUUUAGUGAAUACGUCGCGUCGUCGGUAUUCCGAAGGCUUUGUUUCUCAUUGAUUGAGGAUUGUAGUAGUCGCGUGCAAAGGACUCUUAAACCUCCAACAAAAAAAAACUUUCCCAAAAAGCUAUUUGCGGUGCGCGGUAGUGAGGCAAUAUUGCAUGGUAGAAUCAACAAAAACUUGGAAAAUGAAAAAAAGCGCCUACAGUAUUUACUACCCUUUUAAUUUACCAUUUUGAAACCACCAAAGACAGUUCCUUUGCUUAGUCGAUGACAUGGUGUGGAGACGGAAAUACAUUUCAUAUUGGAUUUAAGCGAGAAAAUUCUACAAAAAAGUAAGCAUCAUUUUUCGUUAUAAUGAAAAACUCCACAAUCUGGGAAUCAGCUAGCAGGCCACUUUUUGUAAAAUCUGUUUGGUUGGAAGCUGGGCAACGCCAUUUUAUACUAGACUAUGAGCCAAAGCAAAAACUGGAUUCAAGCUCAAACUUGAGAAGUAAACGUUCUACAGUACAAUCUUCAGCAUAUUGUGAAUACUCCGGACUUGAUGAGGAGCUUCGUUUAGUUGGAUCUUCCAAAGUUCAAUGUCGACAGAAUUUUUCAGAGCCCAAAUUCGAAAACGCAACAACAGGAACCUAUCGUCGAUUAUCAUCUAGAAAUCCUUUCAUUGACCACUUUAAAAAAAGAUGUGAUUUCUUACGAGAAGAAGCACCUUCCAAACGAAGUUCCCUGCAUGACAUUAGUUCAGUUUUUACCAAUAAUUCACAUUCUGAUGAAAAACUUGCAGAAAGAGUUCUUAAUUGGCUGGAUCUAGCUGGAAAGGCACCUUUACUUCGCCCAAUUCACCAAACUUCUGCGGAUUCUGUUCAAAGAAAAGUUAAAAAAGAUCAAUCAACUCGAAAGAUGCAACCCAAAUUUGUUUGUUCUCAAAGAAAUGACUCAAUAAAACACAUCACAAUUAUUUUCAAUAAAGAAGGCGUUCCCGUUCGCUUCAAUAGACCAGCGAGAAAUAUUGAUUUGUGUGCGAUUUCAAGCAGUGCUGGAGCUGCUAGACGUUUAGCUGGUAGUUUGGCAUCAGGCAGGUUAUAUGAAGAAAAUAUUUGCAGAGAGGUAAGCAGUGGUGCUCGAAUUACAGAGAAUCGAAGACCAAGACCAAAAACAACAUGUCCUAGAAGGAACUUCACGUAUAAUGGCAUUAAUACAAAAAAACCCAAAGCGGAGUGGGAGAGCUCUGCAAUUCGUAACGCUAAAAGACAGCUACACAUUUUUAUGCCGAGUCUACCAAAGAAAACGAUUAUAAAUGAGGAGAUGGUCUGUAAUGAUCUGAACAGUCGAUGUAAAAUAAAUUCGUCUAAAAAUAUUAUUUAAACGAUGAAAAUAAUAUUGCGAUAUUAAGCUAAUUGUUUGUAGUUAAAAAAAGUGACAAAAUAUGGUGCCGUAAAGUAAGGCUAAGUAAAAUAAGACCAUCUUUCAAAUCUUGGCCUUAUUGCACUUUCCCUCUGCUUGGGCACACUAUGCGAAGUUUAGUGCAUAAAAUAUGUCUUUACAUAAAUGACAAACCAUACCGUUAAAAGUGAAAUAAAACCAAGUUGGGUUUAUUUUACUUUGUUUAAGUGUACAAAAGUGAAAUAAGGCUGAUUCUUCAAAUUUGGCGUUAUUUCACUGCAGGACAAAAUGUGUGCCCAAUUUUAACUUAAAAUUGGUGGUCUUUUUGAUUUUUUUUUAUAAAAUGUACAAAAACCAAGAAGUGAUAAAGUAAUUCAAAACUCGAUAUUAAAAUGUUCUUUCAAAAGUACUCUGAAAUGUGCCGACUGACGCGUUCAAAUGUGUGACAAAAAUGCAAAAUCAAGUCAUGUACAAAAAGGUAGAAGAACGUAAAAGGACUUAUUUAUUUAUUUUAUGAUUUUUUUCUAAAUAUUUAAUCCAAAUAUCAUUGAAUAAUUUUCUUUGCAAAUGCUUUAGCAAGGGGCGGACGCCUCAUCAGCGCAGGAUUAGUAUUUCGAAUUUCGUAUUUUCUUCUCCAACGGCGAAUUUAUUGUAAUUAUGUAUGUGUGCUUUUUUCGUCGCCCAUAUCUCAAGAAGAAUUAAUGAUGUCGACUUCAAAUAAAUUUCGUUAUAAGGAUAAUUUAGUCUAUGUUUUUUUUAAUGAUUAAAACAAACAAUUAAAAUAUUGGUUUUCCCAAAAUAUCUCACAAACCAAUUACUGAAGCAAUCUGAAUUAAAUUUUAUAUUAUACAUUGUGACAUGAUACCAAACUGAUAUAAUUUGAAAAAAAUGUAAAUAAUGAAAAAAAAAAUGAUUGUCACAUACAAUAUUUUAUGAACAAAAACUGAUUUUAUCUCUAAAAUAAUUGUAUGCAAAGAUAACGUUUUCGACAUAUGGUAAAAUUUUGAUAAAAUCGAAUUUUUUACAAAAAAUAAAAAUAAAACCUACAAAAAAAACAUUAGUAAAACUUAGUAAAAAUUGAUUUUCAGUUUAAUUUCUUUUUAUUUUAUAUAAAAAUACUGAUUUUGACAUGCAGUAAAGUUUGUAUGAAAGUCUAACAGUUGGUUUUUUUUUCAAAAAAAGUUAAAAUCUUCAAAAAUAGUACUCAAAAUUAGUAAAAAAAAAGAUAUUUGAUUCUGGAUAUCUUCUGAAUAAAUAAAGGUGUUGACUUCAAAAUGAUUUCAUUGUUGGCUUAAUUUUCUUAGAGAAAUCCAAUCUCUAUAAGUUCAUAUAAGCAAGAAUAAAAUCUCAGGAAAUGCCACUAAAAUCUCGUUAACAAAAAUAUAUGCAUGUAUUUAACAAGAAACUGAUAAGAAAUGGUUUUCAACCCAAGUAUUGGGAGAACAAAGAAAGAUGAUCAUUUUCAAUUAUUUAUCUUACACAAAAUAUUUUUAUGAAUGUCGCAUUCCAGCCUCUUUUUUCAAAUUUGUAUAUACAGUCCCUGGCCAUAUUAUUAGAUGCACUGCAGAAUUUUUAUAACUACUAACUACGCAAUACUUUUAAAUAUUAUAGAAACAAAAUUCAAUAAAUUUGUUGUUUUAUUUUUAUAAAAAAAGUAAGAAAUAGUUUAUAUUCUGCAUACAAAAUAAUUUAAAUACAUUACAAUAUUCGAAAACCUGAUUAAAAUAGCAGAAAAUUUAAAUUUUGCAUAAAAUCUAAAGUGCGUCUAAUAAUAUGGCCAGAGACUGUAUGUAUUAAUUAUAAUAAGUAUUAUAAACGUUAUAGCUUGUGAGGAUAAUAAGUACAUCUGGGCCAUAGCGUAUAUAAUGAUUAAUGGUGAUGCAAAAAAUAUACUAUUUAGUGCCACAUAAAACUGCAAAUUGUUUAAUGCAUUUGCUUUAACGGUUUAUUUAUGUAGGUUUUUUCUUUGUUAUAUUACGCCUGCUGAACACGCUUAACAUGUAACUUUUUAGGUUCCUAAGUAUCAACUGUUCUACAAAAAACUGAAAUAAAUAAUCAAUAUGUAUUGUA